Messenger RNA from Peniophora sp. CBMAI 1063, 606 nucleotides. The record is from the annotation of a GenBank genome assembly. Lineage: Eukaryota; Fungi; Basidiomycota; Agaricomycetes; Russulales; Peniophoraceae.
AUGUCGUCCGAUCCUAUUCACCACGCCGUCACAUAUAACCAAGUGCACAAGUCUAUCAAGGCGUGCGCUGAGCAGAUCAAGACCGAGUUCGCGCCGGAUGUGCUCAUCGCCAUUGGUGGAGGCGGAUUCUUCCCCGCUCGCGUUCUGCGGACGUUCUUGAAGAACACUCAGACAAAGCAGAACAUCCCCAUCUAUGCUAUUGGGCUUUCUCUCUAUGAGAGCUUACCCGGAACGACUGCUGAGAUGAUCGGCGAGGAGGUUGUCCGUACACAAUGGCUUGGCCCGGAAACACACAAGGCACUCAUUGGUCGCCGUGCGUUGAUUGUGGACGAGGUUGACGACUCGCGCAAAACGCUUCAAUACGCUGUUGCCGAGUUGCAAAAGGAUGUCGAGCGUGAGAUCCAGACUCUACCCGAACCCGAGCGUGAAGCCGCACGUACGAAGUUCGGUAUCUUCGUCGUGCAUAACAAGCGCAAGACGAAGCUCGGCACGAUCCCGAACGAAGUCAAAUACUUCCAGGCUGCCGAGACGGAGGACGUCUGGCUCGACUACCCCUGGGAGGCUAUUGACAUUGACGCGCACGACGAGGCGGCUGCAAAGCAAUAG